AUGCCGAAAAAGACAGAAAACAAUGAAGGGGAGGAGGUUCGACCAAAGAUAGUUCUUGAUUUUGAUGUCAGAUUAUUCUGCCAGAACCUCAAAGCAACAAAACCUCCAUAUAAAUGUCCUGUUGAUGGCUGUGGCAAACUUUACAAAAGUUAUUGUGGCAUCCAGUUUCAUCUUUACAAUUUUGACCAUGAAAAUCCAGACAACUGUAUUGUGUCCCCAGCACAAAAAGGGAAGAAAAAGAAGUCCAGAUGGCAUCACAGACAAGAUCGACGAUCACCAACACCUCCUGUGUUUAUAAGAUCACCUCAAAGAGAUACUCUUACAUACGCAGAGUCCCAGAGAUUGGUUGAAAUAGAACUUGAUGGACGUAUUCAAAGAUUAGAUAUUCAUGAACCUAUUGAACUUAUUUCUCAAGAUGAAAUUGACAAUCAUCACAAUACAGAAAAAGAAGAGAAAACUGAAUCUAAAACCCCCUUAAAAUCUGGUAAAAGUAAAACUGUUGAUAGUAAAAAUAAAGUGCGUAAAGAAACUACUGUUCCCCCAGUCAAAUUGCCAGAAGCUCAAUUUAAAGUGUUAGAGGAUUAUGUUAAACCAAAUCAUUUUAAACCGCGUCCAUCAUCCUAUUAUAGGUAUAUUGAAAAAACAUCUGAUGAACUUGAUGAAGAAAUAGAAUAUGAUAUGGAUGAAGAGGAUCAUUCAUGGUUAGAGCUAGUGAAUGAAACACGGGUUAAGGAGGGAAGUAAUGGGGUGAUCAGUCAGGAAGUGUUUGAAACUUUAAUGGACCGAUUUGAAAAGGAAGCAUUUUUUCAAAGUCAAAGUGCAGGGAAAGACCAAAAUCCUUCUAUAGACGAGGAUGCUGUGUGUUCUAUUUGUCAGGAUGGUGAAUGCCAAAAUAGUAAUGUGAUUUUAUUUUGUGACAUGUGUAAUUUAGCAGUGCAUCAAGAGUGCUAUGGUGUUCCGUAUAUUCCUGAGGGUCAGUGGCUAUGUAGACGUUGUCUCCAAUCGCCAUCGUUUGCUGUGGAUUGCACUCUCUGUCCUAACAAAGGUGGUGCAUUUAAACAAACUGACGAUAGCCGCUGGGCUCAUGUUGUUUGUGCACUAUGGAUACCAGAAGUUGGGUUUGCAAAUACAGUAUUUUUAGAACCUAUUGACGGUAUUGAACGAAUCCCUCCAGCCCGUAAAAAAUUAACUUGCUAUAUAUGCAAACAGAAAAGUGUUGGUGCUUGUAUUCAGUGUCAUAAAACUAAUUGUUAUACAGCAUUUCAUGUGACUUGUGCUCAACAGGCGGGUUUGUAUAUGAAAAUAGAACCAACCCGGGAACCAGGUCCACAUGGGACUGUCCCUGGUGUGCGGAAAACAGCGUAUUGUGAUGUUCAUACACCAGCUAAUUCAGACUGUACUUCGAUGUUUGAUGAUGAAGAUAAAUCUAUGUCAGCUAAAGAAGCCAAGGAAAAAUCUAAGAUUAAAAUGAGAAAAGCACGGAAAAUUUUAGCAGAAAAACGCAACGCCAUGCCUGUUGUAUCCAUACCCACUAUUCCUCAAUCAAGAAUCUCAAAAAUAGCAUCAAAAGUUUCUCUCAGUAAAAAAGAACAAUUUUUAAAGAGAUUAUUAAGUUAUUGGACAUUAAAGAGACAAUCAAGAAAUGGUGUACCUUUAUUACGAAGGUUGCAAUCUAAUCAUAUGGCUAGAAAUAGAGAUCAGACCAAGAAUGAUCAACAAAGCAGUGAAUUGAGAGAUAAAUUGAAAUAUUGGCAGAGAUUAAGACAAGAUUUAGAGAAAGCCAGAUUAUUAGUGGAAUUAAUCAGAAAGAGAGAGAAGUUAAAGCGAGAACAGGUACGACUGUAUCAGUUAGCAACUGAUAUGAAACUACAACCAUUUGUAUUUUUAUUACGUCAAACAGUAGAACAACUCAUAGAUUGUGAUACUGGUAACAUCUUUACUGAACCAGUCUCACUGAAAGAGGUACCAGAUUAUUUAAGUUAUAUUGAUAAACCAAUGGAUUUUGAAACAAUGAUGAAGAAAGUCAAUGAUCAUAUUUAUAAAAGUAUAGAUGAUUUUGAAGCUGAUUUUAACCUGAUAGUAGCUAACUGUAUGAAAUAUAAUUCUAAAGAUACUGUGUUUUAUAGAGCUGCUAUUAAAUUACGGGAUCAGGGUGGUACUAUCAUGCGUAGUGCUAGAAGAAUGGCAGAUCAGAUUGGAUUUGAUAUGACUACAGGAGUUGAUACUUUUAUGAUGAAAGUACGAGAAGGGACCCCCCUUGAAGAACAACUUAACAUAUUACUGGAUAAAAUGGAUGAAACACAGGCUGCUCGUAGUGGUGAGUGA
Lottia gigantea (owl limpet) is the source of this 2325-nucleotide messenger RNA. RefSeq lists its product as hypothetical. Gene Ontology annotation, molecular function: protein binding. Bases 1 to 2325 code for a protein of 774 amino acids. The transcript is spliced from 9 exons. Gene Ontology annotation, biological process: regulation of transcription by RNA polymerase II. The record is from RefSeq and is a predicted model, not a curated record. Lineage: Eukaryota; Metazoa; Mollusca; Gastropoda; Lottiidae. Gene Ontology annotation, cellular component: MOZ/MORF histone acetyltransferase complex.